Molecule: messenger RNA, 2390 nt
Organism: Ochotona princeps (American pika)
Lineage: Eukaryota; Metazoa; Chordata; Mammalia; Lagomorpha; Ochotonidae
Gene: SLAMF6
Product: SLAM family member 6
Exons: 8
Coding region: 48-1085 (345 amino acids)
Biological process (GO): T cell activation; positive regulation of type II interferon production; T-helper 17 cell lineage commitment
Cellular component (GO): external side of plasma membrane
Source: RefSeq, a predicted model, not a curated record
GCGCGGAGAGGAAGGGGAAGUCACUUCAGCUAACCGUGGUACCAGCGAUGACUGUAUUGAGGUCUCCAGCACCAGUCAGCCCCGCUGAGAGCAUGUUCUGGUUGUUCCAGUCUCUCCCACUCGUCUUCUGCCUCGGCCCAGGGAAUGUAGUUUCACAGAGCAGCUCAAGCCCAUUGGUGAUGAACGGGACUCUGCUGGAGUCAGUAACUCUGCCUCUAAACCUUCCUUUGGGAGAGACGGUCACAUUCAUCACUUGGCUCUACAAUGGAGUAUCCAUUGCCUUCAUACAGCCAGGUGGACAACCAACAGUCCUAAUGACCAAUCCAAAAUGGCGAAAACAACUGGACUUCACCGAAUCCUAUUCCUUGUGUCUCAAAAACCUUACAGGGACAGAAGCAGGAUCUUACAGUGCUCAGAUAACCACAGAGACCUCUGUAAUAUUUUCUAAUUAUACACUUAGAAUCUUUGGGCAACUGAAGAACUUGCAAGUUACCAAUCACAUUCAGCUGUCUGAGAAUAGGACCUGUGAGAUCCACCUGACCUGCUCUGUGGAGAAUCCAGAUGAUAAUGUCUCAUUCAGGUGGCAGACACCAGGAAACAUGUAUCUAAGUGAACCAAACCUCACUAUCUCCUGGGACCCCAGGAAUGCCAGUGAACAGAGUUACACCUGCAUAGCUGAAAACCCUGCCAACAACUUAUCUCUCACUGUGUUUGCCCAGGAACUCUGUGAAGGUAUUUUCGAUAAGGAAAGUGGACGCUGGGGUAUUCCAUGGAUUAUACCUUUAGCUCUUUCGAUAAUUAUAGUCAUCGGUGUGGUGAUGAUUUUCUGUUGGAAUAAAAGAGGUUCCCUUUAUUUGUCUACUCAGCAAACCCAGAGUCCUGCAGAGUGCCCGUGGGACAUAGGUGACACGUCAACAUAUCCAGGGAGCACUGUGUAUGCACAGGUCACUCAUCCGAACCAGGAAAAAGGAAAUUCAACACCUGUGAAAAACAAUGACUCUGUCACAAUUUACUCCACAGUUAACCAUUCCAAAGAGAGUAAAUACAUUGCUUCCAGGAAAACUGCCCUUGACAAUGUCAUCUGAGUUUCUGACAGGCUUCAGAUACUCAGGAAUGAUGGGUCUCCUGAUCCCACAGGACAGAAAUGCAUCAGGAAGCUUGGUAUCCUGCCUGGCUACAGAAUCUGAAUUCCUACAUUUAUUGCUUCCAGAUCUCCUGGCUUGGACCUGCUUAGCUAGGUUCAAUACGUAAGGAGUAACAUCAUUUCCAGUACAGGAUCCAAACAGUAUUUCUCCAUCUACUCUAGGACGAAGCAUGCUUCAGUUAACAUAUCUGCAAUUUGACUCCCUCAUUGGUAACUAAACAAGCAGAGCUGCAUUUGACAGAGAUGCUGUAAUUCAGAAGGCAAUCACUUCUACCUUUAUAAAGCAUCAGAAGUUAAUUCCUUGGGAUAGCGCACUAUGUUCUGACAGUGUCGGGAGUUGGGUGGAAUCACACUCAUAGACUGGUGUAUUCUUUACUAGACUGACCUUGGGGCAGGUUAAUGAUCUCAUAAGCUUUGGACCCCAGACUGAACUGGAGGAGGACAACAAUGUUUCAAUUUCAGUGCCACAGUUAAGAAUCCAAGGCAUCCAGGGCCCUUGAACUCUACCUCCAGGACAGUUUGAACCUCUUCACUUCUCUCAGUUCCUCACACUGUCCCUGAUCAGGAACACCAUAAUAACCUCCUCCAGGAGCUCACCUCACAUUCUCCCUUCUGCCUCUUCAAUGCAUUCUGCACACGGCAACCAGCUUCAUGUUUUCGAUAAAACUCAGAUCCUGCACCUGCCUACUUAAGCUCCAGCAUGGAGACCAGUCUCCAUGACCCUGGAGGAUGUGCACCUCCAGUCUCAGCUGCCAUCUGUCUCCACACUGGCCCAAGUCAGCCUCCUUCCCUCAUCUUCUUGCAGCUCCUCCAGUAACAGAAAAUGCUAAGAGAAAGAGUGAUUAGCAUCUGCCUCAAGGUCCUUCUCCUCAGUCCUUAGAUUUCAGCUCCAAUGGCCAUCCCUGGAAGAGGCCUACCGAGAACUCCCCGCAGAAAGCUGGUCCCCUUAUCACUCUGUUGCACUUUUCACGUCAUUUAUCGUGUGUCAUUCAGAUAUUUAUUUUCAUCUGCCCAUAUUUUAUCUGCACACAGCCACUAUUCUAUUCAUUCCUAUAACCUUAACAUCUAGCACAUUCCAGGUGGUCACGAAAUAUUUUUGAUAACUAAAAGGACAUGUGAUGUGGUUUGUGAAAUGAAAUAAAACAAUGCAGUCAGACCUCUGUAUGUGUGGAUUCUGCACCCGUGGAUUCUUCACUGUGGACUGAAAAUACUUUUAGUAAAAUGUUAUCUGUUCCAAACACACACA